Messenger RNA from Castor canadensis (American beaver), 2377 nucleotides. RefSeq names its product actin related protein 2/3 complex subunit 5 (gene Arpc5). The record is from RefSeq and is a predicted model, not a curated record. Gene Ontology annotation, biological process: regulation of actin filament polymerization; Arp2/3 complex-mediated actin nucleation. NCBI's taxonomy places the organism in Eukaryota, Metazoa, Chordata, Mammalia, Rodentia, Castoridae. Gene Ontology annotation, cellular component: actin cytoskeleton; Arp2/3 protein complex.
GAGCGGAAGAGGGAAGUGAAUCCGACUUUGGGCUGUGGGUUCGUGCUGUGGUAGAGGCAGAACCGAGAGGAGGCCUGUGCAGCCGGUCCGGAUCGGGGAUGUCGAAGAACACGGUGUCGUCGGCCCGCUUCCGGAAGGUGGACGUGGAUGAGUACGAUGAGAACAAGUUCGUAGACGAGGAAGACGGCGGCGAUGGUCAGGCCGGGCCCGACGAGGGCGAGGUGGACUCCUGCCUACGGCAAGGAAACAUGACAGCUGCUCUCCAGGCAGCUCUGAAAAACCCCCCUAUCAACACCAAGAGUCAGGCGGUGAAGGAUCGGGCUGGCAGCAUUGUCUUGAAGGUGCUCAUCUCUUUUAAAGCUAAUGACAUUGAAAAGGCCGUUCAAUCUCUGGACAAGAAUGGUGUGGAUCUCCUAAUGAAGUAUAUUUAUAAAGGCUUUGAGAGCCCAUCUGACAAUAGCAGUGCUAUGCUAUUGCAGUGGCAUGAAAAGGCACUUGCUGCUGGAGGAGUAGGGUCCAUCGUUCGUGUCUUGACUGCAAGGAAAACCGUGUAGUCCAGCUGGAACUGGAUAUCAGCCGUGGGAGUGGGAGUUGCUGGUACAAAGACCAAAACAACCAAAUGCCAUUGCUGCCCUGUGGGUAGCAUCUGUUUCUCUCAGCUUUGCCUUCUUGCUUCCUUUUUCAUAUCUGUAAAGAAGAAAACUACGUAUCAGUUUUCCUUUAAUGAAAAUUGGGAUAAUAUGCAGGAAAUUUUGUUUGACAGGAGUGUUUUCAUCCUCUCUUAACCAUUUCAAUGAUGUAUGUGUAAUUUACAUUCAAGUUUAAUUGUGCAAUUUUUAACCUCUAUUGACUGGUUUUUGUGUUGUUUUAUAUUAUUUUUAACUAAUACUGAGAUAUCUGAUCAGAAUUUGAGGCCAGUUUCCUAACUCAUUGCUAGUCAGGAAGUGAUCUUUAUUUUAAAAAAAGAAGAGAGAGAGACUGGCAGCUAUUAACAUUGCAAAACUGGACCAUGCUUCCCUUAUUUAAGCAAAAUGUGUUUCCGGAAUGAGUGGUAGAUGAACACCACUUUCAAUUUCCAACUUUAUUUCUGCUUGCCUCCAGAUGAUGCUGUGAGUUUAAAAAUGCUCAUUCCAUUCAACAUCCAGUUAUCAUGGCUUCUCAAUUUCUUUGUGGUCACCCAGGGUCCAGAGCAAGAAGUCUUGCUCUAUAUAUGAUGUAUAAAAUAUCAGAGCCUGUGGCGUAUGCACACCAGACUUUUCCAAUAAUACGACUCUGUUUGGGGAAACUACUCCAAAUCAGAAAGGCUGCAGAAACUACGAUGUAAUUCAAGCUGGGCAGCCUCUGAAUGAAAUACUAUUUUCUUUAGAAAUACAGUAGCUGCCUUAGACAUAAUGAGGUAUACAACAAGUAUUUGAUAUACAAUUUAAUAUGCCCUAUAAAUCUCUUCAGUGUUUUUCAGGGUAAUUGGAAUCUCCGAAGAUUUGGUUCAUAUCCAAGCAAAUAUACAUUCUGUAUUUCAGCUCAGUGUUUUUUAAGAAAAGAAAAUGCUGUACAACAAAAACUUGUUUACUUUGUUGGAUAAACCAAAUUGUUUCUCAAAACAUGACCGGUGCUUACAAAAAGUUAUUACAAAUUAACUCCAAAACAAACCACCUGAAUGCAUAUAACAAAGAGGGAAAUCAGCCUGUAUUUAGUAUUUACAUUGGAUACCAGUUUCAGAAUCACUGACUUAAGUGAGAACUGGUACAGAAAUUCUAUAUAAACUCUUUGCUGUUUUUUGAUACUUGCUUUUUGUUUUGUUUUGUUUUGUAAAAAUGAUAAACUUCAGAAAAUAAAAUGUUAAUGUUGAGUUUAUUUUUCUUACUUUAAUACUUACGAAUGUAUGAUCAGUUAAGAGGGACAUUUUCCUUGCGCUCCCAUUAUGUAUUGUACUCUGAGUGGAACUAAUUUGAUAGGACUUAUAAAACUAUACAAAUAUGAGGUAGUAGAGAAGUCAUUGGUGAUGUCAGAGUACUGCUGACAUCAUGCUGAGUGAAUCUGUAGCAUCACGACUCAAGUGUGCAAACUCACCAGCAGCUGCAGUCAUUUAUUCCAUCUUCUAAACUCUCCCAUCUCAAACCUAUUUCUUAUUGCUGUCUACAUAGAGCAAAUUCAGUUUGCUUUUCCACUACACCUGUCUAAAUUCCUACUUUAAAGCUUAAAAAGUUUUCAGGCAAUGCAGAGAGGGUUGAGUUAAGACAAGCUAAUCAGUAGGUUUUAGAGGUAAUCAAGUAGGUAUAGCAUAACCACUUCAUCUUUUUAAAAUGAAAAACCAAUAUUGUACUGCUUUUUUAUUGAUUCUUAAUAUGGCUUUCAUGACUAAAAUGUUGGGGAAAGU